This is a messenger RNA of Penicillium odoratum, 1800 nucleotides long. RefSeq lists its product as uncharacterized. Gene Ontology annotation, molecular function: basic amino acid transmembrane transporter activity. The transcript has 8 exons. The record is from RefSeq and is a predicted model, not a curated record. Gene Ontology annotation, biological process: transcription initiation at RNA polymerase II promoter; basic amino acid transport; nucleotide-excision repair. NCBI's taxonomy places the organism in Eukaryota, Fungi, Ascomycota, Eurotiomycetes, Eurotiales, Aspergillaceae. Gene Ontology annotation, cellular component: transcription factor TFIIH core complex; fungal-type vacuole membrane. Bases 1 to 1800 code for a protein of 599 amino acids.
AUGGCAGAUACACAAACACCAUCUGAACAGACACCGCUCAUUGAGCCAACUUCAAAGGAUGAAUCUCCUGCAAACUUGAGUGCGGCGAGGGGCUUGCUAAUUGCCGUUCUGAUGGCAUUUUUAAUAUUCAUCCAAGCAACCAACAUCUCGAUGAUGACAACCGCCCAAUCGCAAAUCGCUGCGGACUUAGAUGCCUUCGCCGAGGCCACCUGGUUUACCUCAGCAUUUAUGAUUGCGGCCUCGAGCGUGACUCCGCUAGCUGGACGAUUUUCUGCGAUCUUCACUCCACGCUAUUGUUUGGUCGUAUCAAGCAUGAUUUUGUCCCUUGGACUUUUCAUAACCGCUGCCGCUCCAUCACUGGCGAUCUUCCUAUUGGGACGCGCUGUUACAGGACUGGGAAGUGGUGGAUUGAUGAGUAUCUCGGUAAUCCUGGUUCUAGCUUUCAGCAGUGCAAAAAGACGAGGACUAUUUAUUGGGCUUAUCAGCACAAACUACACCGUUGGACUGUCUUCAGGUGCUGUUCUAGCUGGUCUUUUAACACCGAUUAUGGGAUGGCGACUCAUAUUUUGGAUCCAAGCUCCAAUUGCACUUGUCAUGGGACCUUUACUUUUCCUAGCCAUCCCCCCGCCAUCUGAUGAUAAUAACUCACUGGUGAAACGAAAUUCACUACGCAGCCUCGCUCGCAUAGAUUAUGCCGGCGCCCUAACACUAACAAUUUCCGUUGUCCUCUUGCUUACUACUUUGGCUUCCCCCGAGGUUCUCAUCUGGCCCAUUCCGCUAUCAUUGCUAUUUUUCGCUAUUUUUCUCCUUGUUGAGUCUCGAUGGACCCAAGAGCCAAUUAUACCUGUCCACUUAUUUCUCGACCGCGGGGUUCUGCUAUCAUGUCUCUCUGGCGUUGCCUUGAUGAUGGCUCGCUGGUGUGUUCUCUUCUUUACGCCCGUCUACGCAAUUGCGGUUCGAGGAUGGGCUCCCGCAUCUGCAGGGCUCAUUCUCGUCCCCACAAAUGCGGGGUUCGGAGCUGGUGGAAUACUUGUAGGCUGGCUUCAUAUCCGCAAAGGCGGUAGCUACUACGCAUCCUGUCUGAUCCUCUAUGUCCUCUUUUCACUCGCCACGGUGGCCCUCUCGGUUCUAUCUACAGACCACUCCUCACCAGUGCUGUAUAUGACAGCGACCUUCUUCAAUGGACUGUUUGCUGGCGCACUAAUGAACUACACUCUAUCUCAUCUACUACACCUCACCAGUCCUCACAUGCACUAUAUCGUCAGUGCGUUGUUCACCACAUUCCGCGGGCUCGCAGGUAGCUUUGGGUCCGCCGCCGGAGGAGGAUUCUUCACCCGAAUGCUCAAGGCUACCUUAAUAAGAGGCUUUGAGCAGCAUGGACUUCCCCCGAAACCCGAUCUAGUUCGUACUCUUCUUGGUAGUCCGGCCACCGUCAGCCAUUUGGAAGGCCUUGAGCGAUUGAUCGCUGUUCAGAGCUAUGAGCAUGCAUUCCGGAUGCUAUUUUUGGCAGCCACUGUCAUCGCGCUGGUAGCGACAGUUCUACAGGCAGGGGCAGGACGGAAGGCUGGAAGCGAGGAUAAGACUAAUGAAUGGGAGGAACGCCUCCUCAUCGAGUGUGACCCCUCGAUCAAAUCCAUGAUCCUGAGGUACGACGAGGAACGACACGACUACAUUGUAGAAGAUUUGGACGAUGAGAACCACCUGGUCAUCAAAGAGAGUCAGCUGGAAAAUCUAAAGGCCCGUCUGGAUCACGACCUCGAUGAGAAGAUUUUGCAACUCGACGAAUCCGACUCCGAGUAA